AUGGCUCCUAAAACUAGAGUAUUGUAUGCCGAUGAAACGGCAAACAACAAUAUGACCAGUAUCGUCUUCUCCUGUCGCAUCGUUGAUACACGCCCUCGGUUAAAAAUUCAAAUUUCCAAGCCAAUUGGAGGCGUGACAGAUCGUGGAGAAGAUGAUGAUUACGCUAUAGCUACUGCUCAUAUAGCUGAACGAAAAGAUGAUUAUGAUAUUUAUCAACAGAAAAACAUAACCGACCUCUCCAUAGGUAGCAUUAGGACUACUCUCAUACCUAUAGAAGGUAUUCGUUGGGUGGUAACGUGUUGCACCUUUAACUUUCAAUCUGGUAUAAAUCAUACUGAAUGCUGA
Messenger RNA from Trichoplax adhaerens, 345 nucleotides. RefSeq lists its product as uncharacterized. The transcript has 4 exons. NCBI's taxonomy places the organism in Eukaryota, Metazoa, Placozoa, Uniplacotomia, Trichoplacea, Trichoplacidae. The coding region runs from base 1 to 345 and encodes 114 amino acids. The record is from RefSeq and is a predicted model, not a curated record.